AGUGACAAUCCACCUCAUUCUCUCGCUCUCUCUCUCUCUGCCUCUCUACUUGACAUCAAUCCCUCCGAUCUCAAUCAACAAUCCCAUUUCUUUAGAUUCAUCUGUGUUGCUCUAUCUGUUUCCCUGGAGGGUCUUUCUCCUCUUACCCCCUUGGAUCUAUCGUCCACAAUCUCUCAGGUUCAAGCACGCCUCCGUACCUCCGCUACCUUGACGCCAUACACAACUUCUUCGCAUUCCAUCUUUGUCCUAGCAAGGCCACCGACGGCCAACCCACAGCAUGGCUCAAGAUUCAGACAAGCCCUCGGCCACAGACAAGGGCAAAGGCAAGGCGCCUGAAGAUCCCCCUGCCCUGAACGGAGAUGCCAAACAAUCCGAAGAGAAAGAUGCAGACAAGAAGGCAAAUGGCAAACCCGAGGAGCCAGCCGCGGAUGAGGAGCUAAGCGAGGAGGACCAACAACUGAAAAGCGAACUCGAGAUGCUAGUGGAGCGGUUAAAAGAGGAUGAUGCAUCUCUUUACAAACCUGCCAUCGACGCCAUCAAGAACUUCAUCAAGACCUCUACCUCUUCCAUGACCGCAGUCCCUAAACCCUUGAAAUUCCUCCGCCCUCACUACGACGAACUCGCUGCUCUCUACGACAAAUGGCCCGCGGGAGCAGACAGAGACUCGCUCGCAGACAUGCUAUCAGUCCUAGGCAUGACGUACGGCAACGAAGAGAAGCUUGAAACACUCAAAUACCGAUUGCUGUCCAAGUCAGACGAUCUCGGCUCCUGGGGUCACGAAUAUAUUAGGCACCUGGCCCUGGAGAUCGGCCAAGAGUAUCAGAAUCGCCUGACUGACGAGCGUGAAGUGGGCGAUCUGACCGAAUUGGCUCUCUCGCUAGUACCUUAUUUCCUUUCUCACAAUGCCGACGCCGAUGCCGUUGAUCUCUUGAGCGAACUCGAGAUGAUCGAGGAGAUACCAAGAUUCCUGGACGAAAACACCUUCUCAAGAGUUUGUCUUUAUAUGGUAGGAAUGGUCAAUUUGCUGACAUAUCCCGACGAUGUUGCCUUUUUGAAGACGGCCCACGACAUCUACGUCAAGUAUAAUAGAUUGGCGCAGGCCAUCGUCGUUGCCAUCAGACUCAAUGAUCUCGAACUCAUCCGCCAGGAUCUUGAUUCUACUGAUGAUGUCGCCCUCAAGAAGCAACUCGCCUUCUUAAUCGCCCGUCAGAGAAUCUCCUUAGAUCUGCCCACCGACACCAAGGACGAGCAAGAUAUCUUCGAAUGUCUUGGAAACACCCAGCUUCCCAAUCACUUCAAAACUCUCGCCAAGGAACUCAAUAUUCUCGAGCCCAAGGUCCCCGAAGACAUCUAUAAAACACAUUUGGAAAGCGGACGUGGAAGUUCAGCAAACGCCGACUCGGCUAAACAUAACCUCGCCAGCGCGUUUGUUAACGCCUUCGUCAACGCAGGUUUUGGUAGUGACAAACUAAUGUUAGUAGAGGGUGAACAACGCCCGUGGGUAUGGAAAACUAAGGAUGACGGCAUGCUCUCCACGACGGCGUCUCUUGGGAUGCUGACACAAUGGGAUGUUGAAGGCAGCUUGGACACCAUCGAUCGAUUCCAACAAUUGACCGAAGACACCAUUAAAGCGGGUGCUCUAUUGGCCUACGGAAUCGUCAAUUCGGGGGUGAGGAUGGAGGGCGACCCGGUGAUUUCCCUACUCAGUGAUGACGACAUUUUGCAAAGUCCUAAGCCGAUUAACAGACUGGCUGCCAUCAUGGGCCUGGGCUUGUCAUAUGCCGGAUCCAACCGAGAAGACUUGCUCGACUUCCUGCUGCCGAUAGUGGAGGACAGCACUCAAGAAAUGCAACUGUCGGCCAUGGCGGCGGUCUCACUCGGAAUGAUCUUCGUCGGCUCUUCCAAUAACCAGGUUGCAGAAGCGAUCGCGACGCAACUCAUGGAUGACGACCGUCAGAAGCAAUUAAAGGACAAGUGGGCCAGAUUCAUGGCUCUGGGACUGGCGUUAUUGUAUUUUGGCCGGCAAGAGGAGGUUGAUGUCAUUCUCGACAUCCUCAAGGCGGUCGAUCACCCGAUGGCCACCCCAACGGCGACACUGGCAUCAGUGUGCGCUUGGGCCGGGACCGGUGCCGUGCUAAAGCUGCAGGAGCUACUUCAUAUCUGCAAUGACCACAUCGAAGAUAAGGAAGAGAAUGUGGGAGAGCAACUAGUGCAGUCUUAUGCGGUGCUAGGGUUAUCGUUGAUCGCCAUGGGCGAAGAUGUUGGACAAGACAUGGUCCUUCGACAAUUUGGGCAUCUAAUGCACUAUGGAGAACCGAAUAUCCGCAAAGCGGUACCGCUAGCCAUGGGCCUGAUCAGCCCGAGCAACCCUCAGAUGAAAAUCUACGACACGCUAUCUCGGUACAGCCACGAUAACGACAAUGAUGUGGCCAUCAACGCCAUCUUUGCUAUGGGUCUCGUCGGUGCAGGAACCAACAAUGCUCGUCUUGCACAACUGCUGAGACAACUUGCAAGUUACUACCACCGGGAUCAAAACUCGCUCUUUAUGGUGCGUAUUGCGCAGGGACUUCUCCAUAUGGGCAAGGGAACCAUGUCCCUCAACCCCUUCCACACGGACCGACAAGUGUUGUCGCGUGUUGCUGCCGGCGGCCUUCUCACAAUCUUGGUGUCCCUGAUUGAUGCAAAACAAUUCAUCCUGGCCGAUGCGCAUUACCUGUUGUACUUUGUGGUGACGGCCAUGUACCCACGGUUCUUGGUGACUCUGGACGAGGACCUGAAGCCAUUGACGGUGAAUGUGCGGGUCGGUCAAGCAGUGGACGUGGUCGGGGCGGCGGGUCGACCAAGAACGAUUACAGGCUGGCAAACACAGAGCACACCGGUGUUGUUGGCGUAUGGUGAGCGAGCGGAGCUGGAGGACGACGAAUACAUCCCACUUAGCAACACGCUGGAAGGUCUUGUCAUUUUGCGCAAGAACCCCGACUUUGAAGACAACAAAUAGGAGGCGGAGGCCUGGUCGAGUCUCAAGAGACGUGUAACAAUUGCGAAAAGCAUGCAUGGGCACUUGGUAGAGUGUAGAAUAACUGCCUAGAUUAAUCUAGAAAUGGGACACAGGCACUCUUGUCUUGAUGGGCUCAUGGCGUCCCAGAGAGGCAGUGAGCAUAGAUAGGGAAUGCUCUAUAGUGUCAUCUUCGGUGCCUCCCAACAUUAUGCUCACUUUUAAGAGCGUUAUAAGGCAAUGAACAAUGGACGAUGGAUGUUGAAAGGCAUGCUAAUCUAUCCUUGCCGUGGGUUGCUCCUUCCAUGUCAAGUCAUCAGAUCCAAGUUCGCACCUGCCC
This is a messenger RNA of Exophiala mesophila, 3335 nucleotides long. RefSeq lists its product as uncharacterized. NCBI's taxonomy places the organism in Eukaryota, Fungi, Ascomycota, Eurotiomycetes, Chaetothyriales, Herpotrichiellaceae. Gene Ontology annotation, cellular component: proteasome storage granule; nucleus; proteasome complex. Bases 278 to 2998 code for a protein of 906 amino acids. Gene Ontology annotation, biological process: proteasome-mediated ubiquitin-dependent protein catabolic process; regulation of protein catabolic process. Gene Ontology annotation, molecular function: enzyme regulator activity. The transcript has 2 exons. The record is from RefSeq and is a predicted model, not a curated record.